Messenger RNA from Fukomys damarensis (Damara mole-rat), 1114 nucleotides. RefSeq names its product gem nuclear organelle associated protein 8 (gene Gemin8). Gene Ontology annotation, biological process: spliceosomal snRNP assembly. The record is from RefSeq and is a predicted model, not a curated record. NCBI's taxonomy places the organism in Eukaryota, Metazoa, Chordata, Mammalia, Rodentia, Bathyergidae. The transcript has 5 exons. Gene Ontology annotation, cellular component: SMN complex. Bases 131 to 1015 code for a protein of 294 amino acids.
CUAGCCCUCGGUGUCCCUAUGGAAAAGUUGGCCCCUGCUCGCCCACCGCGCAAGACCUGCAAGCGGCGUGCCCAUGAGUUCUGGAAGUCCUCUCCUGUGUCUUUACGAGGUGUGAUCAUAACUAUGGCGAAUGCUGCUGCCCUUGUAUCGUAUAGAUGGUGGACAGCCUGGGCUGCACCUGAACUGCCGUGGGUCAGAAUGCUGGAACUGGCUUUCUUCAGUCAUCUCCGCUGGUUUCCCUGGCUUCUUUCUUACAAGACUGCUCAGAAGCCCAUCUGGACUUCCACCAUCGGAGAAGGCCACAAAGGUGGCAACAUCAAAAGCUGCCAUGUCUUGGUAUUCUCAUCCAGUAUAUGCAAGAUACUGGCAACAUUACCAUCAAGCAAUGGCUUGGAUGCGAAACCACCAGGUUGCCUACAGGAAGGCUGUGGAAGCCUAUUUCAGUUUCCCAAGGUACUUCUCAAAUGCACCCCAAAGCUCUUAUGAUAACAAUGCUGGAUCUCCUCAGUCCUACUAUGGCCAUCGCAUGGCCUGGCAGGACUCCCACUGCAGUUAUUCCCAUGACGGAAGGGCUGAGCAGCCUCCCUGUGACAGUGGUAGGAUGCAGCCCUCCACAAGAGCAGACCGAGCUUUGUUGGAAAAAGAGGAGGUCGAGACAGAGUCCGAUGACGAGGUAGAAUGUGACCUGAGCAAUAUGGAAAUCACCGACGAGCUCCGCCAGUACUUUGCAGUGACCGAGAAGCACAGAGAAGAGCGACGGCGCCAGCAGCAGCUAGAGGCGGAGCGCCUGGAAGAAUACGUGAACGCCGACCAUGACUUGUACUACAACAACCGCAGGACCGUGAAGGCCCCAACGGAGAGGCCGGGUGAGCUGCGCCAGGCUGAGAUGAAGCGCUUGUAUGGGGAUGGCGCCCCCAAGAUCCUGGCCAUGGAGACCGCAGUGCAGCUGAGCUUUGACAAGCACUGUGACAGAAAGCACCCCAAGUACUGGCCUGUCAUUCCCUUGAAGUUCUGAGCCUUGGGCACAAGGCCCCCAGGGAAUGCUUCCCGAACAGUCCCCAGCCUCACCCCUUCCUUUUUUAAAAAAUAAACAGUUUUCAUCUCUCCUGUGCAU